Molecule: messenger RNA, 122 nt
Organism: Racocetra persica
Lineage: Eukaryota; Fungi; Glomeromycota; Glomeromycetes; Diversisporales; Gigasporaceae
Source: the annotation of a GenBank genome assembly
UAAUAUUAUUCAUCAAGUUAAAGCAUCUAUCAAAAACAAAACUGCUAUACCUAACAACCACAACACCACAAUCAAUUCUAUCAACUCAACUCAUAAUCUUGAUAUCCCAACUAUACCAACUA